AACCGCGUGAGAAAGUUGCCAUUGAGGUAAAGCUGAGCUACACGGAGGAUCCCCGCCGCCGCUCCGGGGAGUUGUUUUUAUUCAAACCUACAAAAUAUUUACUCUUUUUUUCGUGUACUCUCUUUUGGAUGCAUUCAAACUCUGUGGGGAAGUAAAUAUUUCAUAUUUUUGGUAACUGUUCAACCGCCAACGGACGACCGCGGCGAAUCUAGUGGGAACUCUUCACUGCAAUUAACUUGUGUGUGCGUGUCUGUGUGGAUUUGUGUGUGUGUGUGUGUGUUGCGCUGACUGAGAGCCCGCAGUUCGCGGCAGUCUGUUGACGGUCUGCUGGUUUGACUUUUCACUUGUUUGUUCGCCUCUCCGCAACGUUACUGGGAAUACAUCGGAUCGUACCCCAAAGGAAACCGACGCCGGAGUGAAUCGACUGGCUCCUGCUGCCCUCCUUUUUUUUUUUUUCUUCCCUCCCCGGUUUCUCACCUGGUACUCGCCGUCCACCCCUCCCCUUUUUAGCCGCCUCCGGCUAACUAGCGGUUUCCCUAGUUUUUCCGGUUGAUUGACGGCCGCGCUGCCGGUGGAGGCGGAGGAGAGACAACGGCGCGAGGAGCGCGAAGCGGUCCGUGAACUCGGGAGGGAGCGCUCGAUUCUGUCUACAAAGCGGCGACGGUUGGCGCUUACGACAACGGCCGAUGGAUUCGUGCCCGUGAUCCGGAGCACCGCACGUCUCCACUCUGACCCGAUUUGAUCCCUCGAAGCUAAAGGAAGGAAACGGUCGCAUCCCUCCCGGAGACGAUCAUGUUUCCCCAGGGGCGACACCCGACGCCGCACCAGGCUCCAGGCCAGCCCUUCAAGUUCACCAUCCCAGAGUCACUGGACCGCAUCAAGGAGGAGUUCCAGUUUCUUCAGGCCCAGUACCACAGCCUCAAGAUGGAGUGUGAGAAGCUGGCCAGUGAAAAGACCGAGAUGCAGCGACACUAUGUCAUGUACUACGAGAUGUCCUAUGGCCUCAACAUUGAAAUGCACAAACAGACUGAGAUUGCCAAGAGACUAAACACCAUCUGUGCCCAAGUCAUUCCCUUCCUCUCACAGGAGCAUCAGCAGCAAGUGGUCCAAGCUGUGGAGCGGGCCAAGCAGGUGACCAUGGCCGAGCUGAAUGCGGUCAUCGGAGUACGGGGCCUGCCGGGCCUUCCACCAACGCAGCACCUGUCCCAUAACCACAGUGGUGCCCCUGUGCCCCUCACCCCUCACCCAUCCGGCCUCCAUCCCUCUCAGCUGGGCGGUUCAGCUGGUCUACUGGCUCUAUCGGGGGGACUCGGUGCUCUCCCCCCUCACAUGUUGGGAAAAGAUGGCGGCGAUAAAAAGCCCCACAUGUCGGGGCCGGACUCACACGCAUCAGGACCCGACCACCUGAGAGAACGAGAGCCCGGCACUAGUAACUCAUCCCUUCCAGAAAGUCUUAGGAAUUCAGAUAAGCGACGCAAUGGACCAGAGUUUCCAAACGACACCAAGAAGCGCAAGGUUGAGGACAAGGACUCCAGCCACUAUGACAGCGAUGGGGAGAAGAGUGAUGAUAAUUUAGUGGUGGAUGUCUCGAAUGAGGAUCCAGCCUCCCCGCGUGGCACGCCUCUGCCCUCCCCUAGAGAAAACGGCCUGGAUAAAGCACGUCUUCUCAAGAAAGACCCCUGUAGUCCAGCUUCUACUGCGUCAUCAGCCAGCUCCUCCUCCCUCAAGUCCAAAGAGAUGGCAAUGCGAGACAAAGCGGGAACACCUGGACUCAAGUCAAGCACACCCACACCCAGAGGGGACUCCACCCCAGGUCCGAGCGCCACUCCUGGAACCCGGCCUAGUCUAUCAAAACCCCCAUCAAUGGAGAUACCACAUCCGGCCACUGCAGGUCUGCGGACCCCCCUGGCCGUACCCGGCCCGUACCCGGGGGCCUUUGGUAUGUUACCGCAUGGGGCCGGGAUGAACGGGGAGCUGGCAGGUGCAGCCGGAGCUGCAGCCUACGCUGCUGGAUUGCACAACAUGUCGCCUCAGAUGAGUGUCGCUGCCGCGGCUGCUGUGGCUGCGUACGGCCGUUCACCUAUGGUUGGUUUUGAUCCUCAUCCUCACAUGCGAGUUCCUGGAAUGCCUCCCAGUCUGACAGGAAUCCCUGGCGGCAAACCUGCUUAUUCUUUUCACGUGGCGGCCGACGGACAGAUGCAGCCGGUACCGUUCCCUCCAGAUGCUUUGGUGGGCCCGGGGAUUCCUCGCCACGCCCGUCAGAUCAACACACUGAACCACGGGGAGGUGGUGUGCGCCGUUACCAUCAGUAACCCGACCCGACACGUAUACACAGGAGGAAAGGGUUGCGUCAAGGUUUGGGACAUCAGUCACCCAGGAAACAAGAGCCCGGUGUCGCAGCUCGACUGCCUGAACCGAGACAACUACAUCCGCUCCUGUCGUCUCCUCCCUGAUGGUCGCACACUGAUUGUGGGAGGUGAGGCGAGCACGCUGUCAAUCUGGGAUUUGGCCACGCCCACUCCCAGGAUUAAGGCAGAGUUAACAUCAUCGGCACCGGCGUGUUACGCUCUGGCCAUUAGUCCAGACUCCAAGGUCUGCUUCUCCUGCUGCAGCGAUGGAAACAUUGCGGUCUGGGAUUUACAUAAUCAGACGCUAGUCAGGCAGUUUCAGGGCCACACAGAUGGAGCCAGCUGUAUAGACAUCUCCAAUGAUGGCACCAAGCUGUGGACCGGGGGCCUCGAUAACACUGUCCGCUCCUGGGAUCUGAGAGAGGGACGGCAGCUGCAGCAGCAUGACUUCACAUCACAGAUCUUCUCUCUUGGCUACUGUCCGACAGGAGAGUGGCUCGCUGUUGGAAUGGAGAGCAGCAACGUGGAGGUCCUACACGUCACCAAGCCUGACAAAUACCAGCUUCACCUCCAUGAGAGCUGCGUGCUGUCCCUGCAGUUUGCCUACUGUGGUAAAUGGUUUGUGAGCACAGGAAAGGAUAACUUACUGAACGCUUGGAGAACACCCUAUGGAGCCAGCAUAUUCCAGUCUAAAGAAUCGUCUUCUGUGUUGAGCUGUGACAUAUCUGUGGACGACAAAUACAUCGUCACUGGUUCAGGGGACAAAAAGGCCACUGUUUACGAGGUCAUCUACUAAAACUACAGAUAGAAAGCAAGGACAUUAAUUCCUUCCCACGCAGGAGCCAGAAAUUUGCAAACACGAGUGACCUUGAUUGCACUUUCUUUUUUUCUGCUCUAUCUGCUGAGGUGGCACAGAAAGGAGACAAACAUUUUACAUGCACACAUCUGUUAUGAUUGUGUACAUGACUGCGUAUCAGCUGGGAAUUGACUGGAGCAGCUGGAUGUUUAAUGGAGGGAGACAGAUUAUUUUGAUGUUCUCGUCUCCACCGCUUUGUGCUCCGGACUGCAAGGGAAUCAGUUACAGGGACCAAACAAGGACUGGCGCUGCUUUGCUUUGACUGCGACCAGCUCACCUGGAGAACGCUGCACCGAGCAUUAGAUUUUAAAAUACACUUGAUUCAGUGUCACGACCAGGGGCAGAGAGCCCAGGAGGAACACUCAACCAGGAGGACCAACACCUAAUCAAAUGUCAGACGGGAAGAGGAGAAUGGGGACACAAUCUCUGAGAGACGGAGCAGGACGGUGAUUUAAGAGCAUGUUGGAUUGAAUUUUGUCGCAGUCAGACAAUGCUGGCGGCCUGUUGGUCUCUCAGCUCUGACUCUCUGACCGUGGAACCUCAGCUUGCUGCUCUGGCAAGCCUUCACUGAAAAGUACCUUUUCUGUCUGGACAGUAAGCCCCAUCCUCAAUAAAGUGCACUGUAACGGUAGCUGUCCACCCAGACACUGAGUACACACACACACACACACACACACUAUGUUCACAGUUCUUACCGGCUUUGGGUGCCAGCCAAAAGUAUUCACGUACUUUGGAGAACAAUUGUUUUAAAAGAGAAUUUACUCGAAACGUUGCUACAAAUUUUGUUUCUUUCUAAUGAUCCGGCUUGAAAGACCGUUUAUUGGAGAAACACGUUUAGGAGAAUGAAAUAAUCCACAUUUUGAUUUAUUGAUCCUCGUUUUCUAGAACAAAUUUAUUUCUCAACCUCUAUUGUUUUCACGUAACUGCACUCCACAGGCAACAGAAGCCGUCAUGUGAUUUCUUUAGCUGACUUUUUCUUUCUCCUUUUUCACGUCUAUUUUUGAGCUGCAGUGUAAAUUACAGGCAGCAUGUGUUGAGCGGCUCGAUCAUUGGUCAGCUAUUGGACAUGGCUUCAUUCAAACCGCGACUUCAUGUUGAAGUCAAGACAUCCGCCUGCUGUUUUAAUGCACUACAUUUGUCUGUGCCCUCUGUACAAUAAGUAUUGGCUACGUUCAUAAUGAUAAGAAAUAGUAGUGUCUAAAUGAUCCUUUUCUGUUCAUUUAAGUCAAAUAACAUUUUCAAUUCCUUCACUAAACAAACCUGAAAACAAUUUCCUUUUUUAUAAUGUUACUUCUUUCUGCUAACAUUGUUGAAUGGGGGACAUCUGUGAAAUUGUCUUGAAGUACAACUGUGUCAUGUUGUCUUUUCUCCUUGAAAGCCGAUUAAACCCCCUGAGCAGAAUCCCACCGUUAGUCAAUAGUCCACCGGUGGAAGGUGCAGUUGUCCUUCAGCUUCAGGAAGUAUUCAUUUCAUGACUUAUUGCUUACUUCUGUUUGUUGAAUGUUUGUAAAAAUGUAAAUAUGUUGUUUGUUUUUUUUCAUACAGGACAUGCUUUAGAAAUAAGUGUUUUUGUACGUCUUUUACAUGGAAAGAAAUGUCUAAUCAGGAGAAAUACUAAAUGGUCUUAAUGCUAGCUAAUCUAAAAUCAUUGAAAUAUCUAGACAAUAAAUGUUUUUUUUUUGUAA
Messenger RNA from Gasterosteus aculeatus aculeatus (three-spined stickleback), 4889 nucleotides. RefSeq names its product transducin-like enhancer protein 1. Gene Ontology annotation, cellular component: transcription regulator complex; nucleus. Lineage: Eukaryota; Metazoa; Chordata; Actinopteri; Perciformes; Gasterosteidae. Gene Ontology annotation, molecular function: transcription corepressor activity; protein binding. The record is from RefSeq and is a predicted model, not a curated record. Gene Ontology annotation, biological process: regulation of DNA-templated transcription; negative regulation of canonical Wnt signaling pathway.